Molecule: messenger RNA, 1392 nt
Organism: Chlorella variabilis
Lineage: Eukaryota; Viridiplantae; Chlorophyta; Trebouxiophyceae; Chlorellales; Chlorellaceae
Exons: 5
Coding region: 1-1392 (463 amino acids)
Cellular component (GO): mitochondrial inner membrane
Molecular function (GO): S-adenosyl-L-methionine transmembrane transporter activity
Source: RefSeq, a predicted model, not a curated record
AUGGCGCGCGCAGGUGGGCGGGGGGACGGGCGGCUCUGGAAGCCCAGGGUCAGCUGGCUGGCCGUGGAUGCGCUGUCUGGCGCCAUAGGAGAGAUCGCCUCCCUAGUUGUGCUGUGCCAGGCGCGCGGCACCAGCGCGGCGGUGGUGGUGGGAGAGCUGCGCGCGCUGGGGUGCAGCGCCCGCGCCGCGCGCCAGCUGUACGCCGGCUGCGGCACCGCCGCCGUCUGCUCCGCCGCCAUCGGCGCCAUCUACCUCCUGGCCUUCUACUCAGCCAAGCGGCUGGGCGCAGCAGCCAUGGCCGCGCGGCAGCAGCAGCAGUCGGUGGCGGGGUGGCAGCAGCCUGGCGGCGCGCGCGGUGCCGCCGUCGCCGCCGCCCGGCCGGGCGACAACAGCGCCGCCGUGCAGCCGCCGCUGAGCCCUCUGGUGGCGACGCUGGCGGGCGUGGCCGCGUCGCUGGCGGGUUCGGUGUUCGAGGCCCCCAUGGAGAUGUUCAAGCUGCGCACGCAGGCCGGCGCGCUGCAGGGCCCCAUGCUGGCCGCCAUGCUGGCAGAGGCCUCCUCCCGCGGCCUGGGCGGCCUCUACGCCACCUACGCCGCCUUCAUGCUCAAGAGUAUACCCUACGACGUGGCUGAGCUGGCAACCUACAGCCAGAUGUGCGACUGGCGCGCGGCAGCGGCAGCCCGGGCCGCCUCGCAGCAGCAGCAGCAGCAGCAGCAAGAAAGCGGCUCGGCAGGCGUGCCCUCGCACCAGGCGCCGGCCGGGUGGCAGGAGCGGGUGGGCGGCGCGCUGGCUGCCAUGCCGGCGAGCACAGGAGACAUGCUGAUAGGCGCCGCCGCGGGCGUGGCGAGUGUGCUGGUCAGCAUGCCCUGUGAUGUGAUCAAGACGCGGAUGGACCUGUCGCCCCCCGCCUGCCCCGGCGGCCCCUCCGGCCUCGCCUGCUCCGCCCGCGCCUUUGUGCAGACGGGGCGCCAGCUGGCGGCGGCCGGCGGCCUGCAGGCGCUGUUCACCGGCGUCGCGCCCCGCCUCCUCCAAAACGUGCCCUCCUGCAUGGUCUACUGGGCGGCGGUGGAGGGCACCCGCCGCUUCAUGCUGCGCCACUUCGAUGUCGCGGGCCCAGCGGAGGGCGGCGAGGCAGGCGGCGCCGUUGAGGCCGCGGUCGCCGCCGCCAGCAGCGGCAGCAGCAGCAGCAGCAGCAGCAGCAGCAGCAGCCUGGGCGACGCCGGCGGCAGCAGCAGCAGCAGCCUGGGCGACGCCGGCGGCAGCAGCAGCGCCAGCCUGGGCGGCGGCAGCUUCUGCCUGCCCACGCGCGUGGCGCCUGCCGCGCCCAAGCUGGCGCCGCUGGCGCGCCCCGCGGUGCUCCCGAUGCCGGUGCCUGUCCCCGCGCUGGUGUGA